AUGGCUGUUUUGCCCGUGAAAUUCACCAAAACCAAACGGGACAAACUCGCCCAAGUGCUAUGGAUUCUCAAUUGGAUAUCAGUAAUAACGGGAGCUAUCCUUUUCAGCCUGGGCCUUUUCCUUAAAGUGGAGAUUAACAAGAGGAAAGAGCUGAUGGCCGAGAGAGACAUUCAGUAUGUCCCAAAUAUGCUCAUAGCUGUCGGACUCAUCGCUUGCGCCAUCAACUUCUUGGGUGGGAAAAUUUGCUACGACUGCGUGGACACAACCAAAUUCCUACGAUGGAAGCUGAUCAUGCUCCCCUACAUCGUUUGCACGUUUUUCUUUACCUCCUGCAUCCUGGUGGGGGCGCUGAUGUGCUACAGCAUGCGGGGGGAGCUGGAGGAGUCUCUGGACCUUGGAUUGUCAGCGGCGUUGAAGUUCUACAAGGAUACAGACACGCCCGGGCGGUGCUUCCUGAAGAGGACUGUGGACUUGCUGCAGAUAGAGUUUCACUGCUGUGGGAAUAACGGGUACAAGGACUGGUUUCAAAUCCAGUGGAUCAGCAACCGCUACCUGGACAUGUCCAGCAAGGAGGUGGUGGACCGCUUCAGGAGCAACGUGGAGGGGAAGUACCUGCGGGACGGCGUGCCCUUCAGCUGCUGUAACGUGAACUCUCCGCGGCCGUGCAUCCAGAGCCAGAUCAGCAACAACUCCGCGCACUUCAACUACGACCAUGUGACCGAGCAACUCAACCUGUGGCCCCGCGGCUGCAGACAGGCGCUGCUCGACCACUACACGCACAUCAUGCAGUCCAUCGGCCUCACCGUGCUCGUCAUCUGGGUGUUUGAGCUUUCUGUGCUGACCGGAGUGCGGUACCUCCAGACAGCUCUGGAGAACGUGCUGAGGCAGGGGGACCCGGAAUCAGAGUCUGAUGGCUGGCUUCUGGAGAACAGCUUCAUGGAGACAGCUCGCUCCAACCUGAACAUCAUCAAGAACCUGGGCAAGUGCAACCAGGUUGACACGGCUAACAACGGAGACCCCAACAUCAACGUGCCCUGUACUUCCAAAGCAACCUACGGCCCGGACAAUGUACCACUACAACAACCAGCUGUGACCAGCUGACCACUGUAAAUUUGAGACGCAUCUAUUUAUUUCAAUUUAUUUGUCUACAUUUAUGAUAAGAAAUUCAACAUAAGACAUGUCCUGCUGAUAGAUUAGUUGACUAAAAAGGGGGUGUGGCAAAAGCUCUCAAAACUAUUACUUAUCUCUCUGUAUCUGAACCAAACUGCACUCAGGACUGCACCUGCACGGGAGUUCAUGCAAAAACACCUAGUUAUAUAAAUAAAAUGCAUUUAUGUAAAAAGGUAAAGUAACUCAAAUUUCAGUCCCAAAUCUUCAGCUAACUCACCCAAUAUAUUCUCCUUUAUGCUGCUGUCCCAUAUAAAUAUUUAUAAGCUAAAUAAAAGAAUUAGUUGAAAUGAGUAGAAUCGACUAAAGCCUACAGCCCUAAAAGAAACAUCAUUAUCAAUUACAAUUUGGCAAUGUGCGGUUUAAUACAUAACAAUGCCUUUUAUUCAAACGGCUACCUGACCUUAGUUAACAUCGCAUCAAAUGAAUACUGUAAUAUCUAUACUGUUUACAAACGUACUUUGUGUUAAAGCGCUGUUGGCUGUGGUUACAUGAGAACAGGCAGGAGGAAUGUGCCCUUUUUAUCCGCCUUCUCUACAUUCUAAAAUGUGUUUGUAUUAUAGUGUUGGCAGUCAUUUUUCAUGCCAAGUUUGUAAACUAACAUUGUUUUGAGAAUACUUCCACAAACUGGAGACGUAAGAGGGAGCUGUGUA
This is a messenger RNA of Boleophthalmus pectinirostris (great blue-spotted mudskipper), 1820 nucleotides long. RefSeq names its product photoreceptor outer segment membrane glycoprotein 2-like. NCBI's taxonomy places the organism in Eukaryota, Metazoa, Chordata, Actinopteri, Gobiiformes, Gobiidae. Gene Ontology annotation, biological process: visual perception. The transcript is spliced from 3 exons. The coding region runs from base 1 to 1101 and encodes 366 amino acids. The record is from RefSeq and is a predicted model, not a curated record. Gene Ontology annotation, cellular component: membrane.